GGUAAAAUUUUGGAGUUGGGUAAAAUUUCAUGUGAUUCAGUAAACAGAAUAUAAAUUCCAUCAUUGCUAAAUCAUCUAUAUGAUUCGAUGAAGAAUGAGCCAAUAAUGGGAUUUUUCGAUAAAUGGGAAAUUUAAAAUGCUCCGGGAUGGAAAUGAGGAAUGUCUACAAUACCUGGGUUUAAUCAGAUACAAUUUGAAGGAUUUUGUAGGUUCAUUGAUCAGGGUUUGACGGAAGAACUUUAUAAGUUUCCAAAAAUUGAAGAUACCGAUCAAGAAAUUGAAUUUCAAUUAUUUGUGGAAACAUACCAAUUGGUCGAACCAUUGAUAAAAGAAAAAGAUGCUGUGUAUGAAUCACUCACAUAUUCUUCUGAAUUAUAUGUAUCCGCGGGAUUAAUUUGGAAAACCAGUAGGGAUAUGCAAGACCAAACAAUUUUUAUUGGAAAUAUUCCUCUAAUGAAUUCUCUGGGAACUUCUAUAAUAAAUGGAAUAUAUAGAAUUGUGAUCAAUCAAAUAUUGCAAAGCCCGGGCAUUUAUUACAAGUCAGAAUUGACCAUAACGGAAUUUCGGUCUAUACCGGCACCAUAAUAUCAGAUUGGGGAGGAAAAUCAGAAUUAGAGAUUGAUAAAAAAGCAAGGAUAUGGGCUCGUGUGAGUAGGAAACAAAAAUAUCUAUUCUAGUUCUAUCAUCAGCUAUGGGGUCGAAUCUAAGAGAAAUUCUAGAG
Molecule: messenger RNA, 721 nt
Organism: Ilex paraguariensis (yerba mate)
Lineage: Eukaryota; Viridiplantae; Streptophyta; Magnoliopsida; Aquifoliales; Aquifoliaceae
Source: the annotation of a GenBank genome assembly